Molecule: messenger RNA, 1689 nt
Organism: Chinchilla lanigera (long-tailed chinchilla)
Lineage: Eukaryota; Metazoa; Chordata; Mammalia; Rodentia; Chinchillidae
Gene: Pdxp
Product: pyridoxal (pyridoxine, vitamin B6) phosphatase
Exons: 4
Coding region: 1-693 (230 amino acids)
Cellular component (GO): cytoplasm
Molecular function (GO): pyridoxal phosphatase activity
Source: RefSeq, a predicted model, not a curated record
AUGGAAGGCUUCCUGGAGGUGGUGAUAUCUAAGGAGCAGGCCAGCCUUUCGCCCUCAUUGGCCGCGGUCCAGUCUGUGGCCCCGCCCCCUGCCCGCUCCGGCGCGCCGAUUGGCCCUGCAGGACAAGUCCGGGCGAGCGCGCCGUGCCCGCGGAGGGAGAGCGGCGCGGGCGUGCAGCUGCGCGCCGCGGGGCUGCGCCUGGCGGAGGACCCCGGCCUCGCCCCGCGCGUGCGCGCCGUGCUCGUGGGCUACGACGAGCGCUUCUCCUUCGCCAAGCUGAGCGAGGCGUGCGCGCACCUGCGCGACCCCGACUGCCUGCUCGUGGCCACCGACCGCGACCCUUGGCACCCGCUCAGCGACGGCAGCCGGACCCCCGGCACCGGGAGCCUGGCCGCUGCGGUGGAGACAGCCUCGGGGCGCCAGGCGCUGGUGGUGGGCAAGCCCAGCCCCUACAUGUUUGAGUGCAUCACAGAGCACUUCAGCCUGGACCCCGCCCGCAUGCUCAUGGUGGGUGACCGCCUGGAGACCGACAUCCUCUUUGGCCACCGCUGCGGCAUGACCACCGUGCUCACGCUCACGGGCGUGUCGCGCCUGGAGGAGGCCCAGGCCUACCUGGCAGCCGGCAAGCACGACCUCGUGCCCCAUUACUAUGUGGAGAGCAUCGCAGACUUGAUCGGGGGGCUGGAGGACUGAGCCCGCCUGGCCUGCAGCCGUGGCCCCUGCCUCCCGACCCCCGGUCCUACAGAUGGAAGUGAUGGGGCGUUGAGUCUCCUUAGGCACUGCGGGCUCCCUCGCCUCAGUUUCUGUGUCCUGCUGGAGCUGCUGAGCAGGAAGGUGUGAGGACCUUCGCGCCCCUCCCAGCGGUGGCCAGGUGCUCUGCUGUUCCGGAAGCUGCCCCUGCAGCUUGGAGGUUCACCCUGGCCUAACCCAGCCAGUGGCUUUGUUUCCUGCCUCGUCACCUCCCCUCCCCGAAUAUGGGUCUUGAUGCCACUUGAAGAUUUCCCCCAGCCUGGGCACUUGAUGCCCUCCCCUCCCUGGGAACGCCUGAGCCCUGCCUGCCCCUGGGUCCUGACCUUGCGCUUCCUGUUGGCCUAUGGAGGUUGAGGUCACCGCAUGCUGUUACUGUCCUGAGUGGACCAGUCAAGGCUCAGCGGCAGUGACUCGCUGAGGCCACAUCCUGAGUAGACCAAAUAGAAGCUAAGGAACAACGAUCCUUGCAUGUCCUGGGUCCCGGGUGGACCCUUCUGGACACCAGGUAAUGCUGACCCACUGGUCUCUUAGAUCCCAAAUAGAGCAAUUCAGGAGUCUGAGUGACAGUGACCUCCUUUAGACAGUCUGGGUCCCACCAGACCAGCCAGGGUUGAUAUUAGUCGAUAAAUAAGGAGCCAGGUGUGAAGACCUCAUCCUCCCUGGAGAUUGGGACCCAGAGUGCUCAGAGGCCCUGGGCCUGCCACCCUCCCUGAUCACAGUACCUGUCCAGUGUCGGUGGCCACAGCCCGGAAGGGGGCUUUGGUGUCCCCGCGUAGCUAGUGUUUGCUGUGCCACGUCCCAUCCCGACUCCCAGCUAUUUAUUUAUCUGUUUAUUUAUUAUUGUGUGCCAGUGGCAUGGGGGUGGGGGCUGGGCCUCCUCACCACCUCCACCCGUUGUAACCAGUCCUCCGUACUUAAUAAAGUGCGAGUAGGAGUGCA